AUGGAGGAUAAAGAAUUUGUAUUAAAAUAACUUAUGAUUAUUUAGAGUUAAGAGAUUGCUAGGAAAUUCUAGAUAUUUUUUGCACAUAUGGAAUAAUUUUGUUAAUAAUUUUUGAAGGGAUAAAAUGCGGCUGAAUUUAGAAAUGAUAAAAGUGAAAAGAAAAAAGAACGAGAUCCUAAUGCACCAAAGAGACCUCUUACUGCUUUUUUCUUAUUUAACUAAAAAUAUCGUGAAAAGGUUUUGGAAAGAAAUCCAGGUAUUGAUUAGAAUGAUUUUAUUUAGAAGUUAAACUUAUAUAAAUUUCAUAAAUGGCUGGAUAAAAAUGGAAUUCAAUGAGUGAAGAGGAGAAAUAAGUAAAAAUUAUAUAUACUGUUUAAGCCAUAUAUUGAUUAAUAUAAUGAAGCAAAAAAUAAAUAUGAAGAAGAGAUUAAAGAUUAUAAUGAAAAACAAAGUAUUACAAAUAAUGAUAAAAAGAGAAAGAAAUAAGAAAAAGUAUUUAUUAUUGAUUUAAUAUUAGUUUGAUGAUAAAUCUGUGAAAUCAGGAUAAGAUUAUCAUUCAGAUGAUAUUGAUUCUGAAUCAAUAUAACCAGCUAUUAAACAUCAACAAUAGCUAAAAUAAUAAUAAUAAUAACAAACAGAAAAGAAAAAAGUUAUACAAACUGUAGUUUCUGAUGAUGAUGAUGACCAAAUAUAAUAAGGCAUCUAGUCUAAACCAUAAUAAUCAAAAUUAAAAGCUACUAAACCUAAAAAUAAAUAAAACAUGGAUGAUGAUCUAUAAAGGGAGAUAAUCCAAGUAAUUAAUAACGACAAAUCAUAGAAAAAAUCAACAAAAAAAUGA
Paramecium sonneborni is the source of this 838-nucleotide messenger RNA. The record is from the annotation of a GenBank genome assembly. NCBI's taxonomy places the organism in Eukaryota, Ciliophora, Oligohymenophorea, Peniculida, Parameciidae.